GAGCGUUCACUCCUUCUAGAGGAGCGCACAGCUGUGGGAGGAAGCCAGUGGUGCGAAGGAAAGGUUUUUAAAAACCAGUCAGCGGUUUAUUGCACUUUUAAAUGACUUCCUUUCUUUAUUGGCAAUACUAGCAAACAAUUUUAAGACAGUUUCAGGGCUAUUUUAGGGAUAAAUUGGCUUCAAGGGGGUGAGAGGAGCGGGUGGUGUGAGUCCCUAUAAUGCAGACACGUCAAGUCUCAGUAGUUUGUGGUAUGAACGCAGAGCAGACGGACCCCGAGAAACUGCUUUCAUGGAUUGACUAAGUGAUUGAUUGUUUGAUUGCAUUUGAUUUUUCUUUUCUUUUUUAAUAUAUUUUUUUCUUUCAUCUCAGAGGAUUUUUUCCGUGUCGUUAGUGAAGUAGUCCAAGAAAUUGUGGAUUAUUGUCUCAUUGGUCGUCGAAGAUUUUUCUUUUAGGGCACGCGUGUUUAUUUUGGGAGUUGAAUGAGGAUAUUGGUUUACCACAGUUAGCCUAUGCCUGGGUCAAGCAUCCAGAGAAGGGAAUUAACCUUUCAAGAGGUGAAGAUAAAAGUGCGAUUGGACUCCCAGUCAUCCCUCCUGACUCCAAAAUGAAGCCUGACACUGUGUGGAUGUGCGUUUGCAUCUUUCUACUGCUCUUAGAUGAGGAAACAAGCUCCUGGAAUAGUUCUCCAGCUUUGACAGUGUCCUUCAGCAAUGGAGUUCCAGGAUCUUCAAACCUGAGGUCUGCACGUGAUGCUGAGCCAGAGUGGAUGGACUGCAUCCAGGCGAGUGACAAGUGUAACCAGGACAGUAACUGCAGCCCUCAGUACCGGGUGAUGCGCCAGUGUCUUGUGGGCAAGGAGAAGGAAGCCAUGCUGGAUAACAACAAGGAAUGCCAGGCUGCCUUGGAAGUGCUGAUGUUAAGCCCGCUGUAUCGCUGCCGCUGCAGGAGGGGCAUGAAGAAGGAGGUGCUGUGUCUGCAGAACUACUGGACCAUCCACAUGGGACUCAAUGAAGGUAGAGACAUGGAGAAUUCCUCACCGUAUGAACCUGUAGCCCCCAACAGACACCCUGAUGUAUUCCGCUUGGCUGCCAUCUCUUCAGGGAUGCAUACGGCCCCAAAAAGCUUCCAAUGCCCUGAAGCUGAAAAAAACUGCAACCCUUGCAUUGAUGCAGCCAAAGCUUGCAACCUCAAUGGCGUCUGCAAGAAGCACCGCACCAACUACAUAGCUACUUGUGACAAGAGAGACGUCAGGGGAGACACCUGCAACAAGAAGCGAUGCCACAAGAUACUGAGGACGUUCCUGGACCGUGUGCCUACAGAGUUCAGCCACGGGCUGCUUUUCUGCCCUUGUCAGACUGAGGCCUGCGCUGAGAGACGCAGGCAAACAAUAGUGCCAGAUUGCUCUUAUAAGGAUAAAGAGAAACCCAACUGUAUGGAGCUACGAAGGAUCUGUCUCCAGGACACGCUCUGCAGGUCUAGGUUGGCUGAUUACAUAGACAACUGCUGGAUGCCACCACACACCAUGAGCACCUGUCCCAAUCAAGACAAUCACCAAGCCUGCUUGGCUUCUUAUGCAAGGCUCAUCGGGACAGAAAUGACUCCCAACUAUGUUGACAGCAGUUUCUCCAAUUGGACCAUCUCCCCGUGGUGUACCUGCAAGGGCAGUGGAAACCAAGAAGGGGAAUGUAUGAACUUCCAGCAGUACUUCACCAAUAACACAUGCCUAAGAAAUGCCAUUCAGGCCUUUGGUUAUGAGAUGUACAGCACACAGAACAAAACUGUGACUGUCCCAAGCACUUCAGCGACAGCCAAACUGGAGCCCUCUUUCGAAAUCACAAAGUAUUCUCCACCACCUAUAGGUGCCCUGGACUUGGGAGAGGAUCAUUCUCCUUGUCUCUGUGCCAGCGUCUGGGUGCUGCUUCCCAGUCUGGCUUUGGCUCUGAUCCUGGCCCAGCAUGCCUUGUAGAAGUGCCAGGCGGAGGGAAAAAAAGAGGUCAUCCACCCACAAGCUGAUCCCAAAUGCAGAAGGUGUAAUUUCUGAGACUGAUAUUAAGAAGGCUGAAUCUCUGGUGACAGUUGACAUAAAUGGUAUUUAUAAAAGCGGACAACAAAAGAAGAAGAGAAGUGGAAAUUAUUAAAAUUUUACAACUGUAAGUUUGCUGUUCAUUUGAUGAAUUGUCCAGGCUGACCUCAACUGUGAUGGAGCACACGGCUUUACAAAGGACCUUUGGUCGAAAAGACCAGAGGGCCAUUCUCGGUAAGCAAACUCUCGCUCUGACUAAGACAUAAAAACCUGAAAGACCGAAGAUGCUGCAAAGACUUCUGAACUUUCCCCACUAAAGGAGCGAGAGAAGAAAUGAACAACAUUAUUGAAAGAAGACAGAGUUGACAGAAAAGAAAUUGUUGCAGAGAGAGUUGGAAGGAGCAUGAGGUAAAUAUUAAAUAGAAGAAUAAAAGAGACAUUUUUUUUGUUGUUGUUUUUUGACAUGACUUAAUCUUCUCUUUGAUGAACAGAUCAAACAUUUAGGGACCUAAAAGAGGGAUGAUUGCAUUCUGUCUCUUUAAGCUAGUGUAAACUCUAAAUUGUAAAGUGUACUCAGUGUUCUAAGUGUUGGUAUAGUAUCUGUGACCAUAAUCAAUCGACAGUACAGAUUUUUAAUUUGGGUGCUGCAGUAUACUUUCUAAGCAGGUAUUGAAAAGAACUAAAGCUGACAGUUAAUGGUCCUAUGGUCAAUAAAGAUGUUGUUGUUAACUGUGGGUGUUCGUAUGUCCACCUGCAUAUGUGUAUAUUUCUGUCUAUGUAUAUAAAUUACAUUUUUCUUUCAUUCAGCAUACUGAUAUCUAAUACCUGAAAGGACAUUAUUGUAUGUUAAGAUUGCUCUGUGUUGCUACCAAUGGAAGGCCUUCAUUAUCUGCAUUUAUAUUUGUCUAUUAAGGUUUAAUCACAAAGAAUGUAUUAAGCGAUGGGAUUAAAUGAGCUCAAAUUUUGAAAGCCAUAUUCUGUGUGUGAACAUCAUAUUGUGUUGGGUGUCCUCAUUUACUUCAGCGUAUGUACUGUGUGUUUACAUGCAAAAGAAGCAUUUGAGCAUUUUUUCCUUCCUCAUGGUUGAGUUUGUGAUGCAUAUUACAAACAAUGCAAUUCACUUCACACAUGCAAAUACUUUUUAACCCUGCUAUUCUGCAUUUUAAUGAUCCCAUAUUAGUUAAAUUGCAUUUUAUUUUGGAAUUAACAUACAUAACCAUAUGUAACUGCUAUCAUGAAUCUGGUGCUGUUUUCACCUUUGUCUGUCUUGGAGAUGCAGCCAUAGCAGAAAAAGUUGUCAUCUUGAGACAGAUUUUGUCCAUUAAAAUACCCCCAAAACCUAUUAAAGAUAGUACUGAAAAACCUUUAUUGGGUAUUUUGUUUACAGGAAAUUCAAGUUUGACUUAAAAAAAAAAAGUGUUAAAAAAAUGUCUAAUGUAUGCAUUUCCACAGUCUGUGAAUCUACUGGGCUAGUGUCUAGUGUAAUACCAUUCUUGUUAAGACAGACAAAAAGAAAGUCACCUUAUCCUUUAAAUUGUUUCCUUGUUGACUGGACAUUGUUCCACAUGGGUAAGUUUGUUGCAGUUGAAAGCCUCCAGCAGUUAGAUACCAGUUUCAAAUACAAGGAGUUCUUGUUGUCUAUUGAAAGGACUUCAGUGUAAUUCUGUAUAACAGAUGUGAUUCAUAAUUCAACCAUACUGCAUUCAUCUGCAAAACAUUACACAGCACAUUUGUACACCUUAUAUGGCAGAGUGAGUAAUAUUCUACCAUACAAUUAGAAAAGCACUAAAAUAAUACUCUGGGAAUAUUAAUGUGCCCAUGAUAUAUGAGAUGCUUUUCUGUUCAAAUAUAUACAAUCUGGGAUUUCCUGACAAAAUGCUGACACACUUUCUUUGGCAUGUUUGCAGAUGACAGAUUCAUUUUUUGUUUUGUGUUUACACUUACAGUAUUUUUCCCUUGAGUGUCUGAAUGUUAACUGUCCUCACAACCAUUUAUUUCACAGAAAUGUUUAUGUCCUCAGGCAGAGCAUCAAAUGCAGUGCUGUGCCACAUAAACACAUGUUACAGAAUCAAAUGGUCUCAUAUUACCAGCUGAUUUAGAAAAGGUUUCUAAACUGUCUGUCAUGGAUCACAGAUGUAAAAUUAAACCUAGCUCAUUGUGUUA
Messenger RNA from Melanotaenia boesemani (Boeseman's rainbowfish), 4187 nucleotides. Its product is annotated as GDNF family receptor alpha-2-like. Gene Ontology annotation, molecular function: signaling receptor activity. The transcript is spliced from 8 exons. Gene Ontology annotation, biological process: nervous system development. Bases 606 to 1967 code for a protein of 453 amino acids. The record is from RefSeq and is a predicted model, not a curated record. Gene Ontology annotation, cellular component: external side of plasma membrane; signaling receptor complex. NCBI's taxonomy places the organism in Eukaryota, Metazoa, Chordata, Actinopteri, Atheriniformes, Melanotaeniidae.